AUGUUGUGUGAGGUUUGUCAGAAGGAAUCAUUCAAAUACAAAUGUCCCAAAUGCCUCAAGAAGACUUGUUCAUUGAAAUGUUCGAAAUUGCAUAAGUCAAACGAUAAAUGUACAGGUAUAGCUAAUGAUUCUACCAUGUACAUUUCGAGCGAAACUUUGAAGAAGGCAGAUGAUGAAAAGCAUGAGAACAAUAUUAUGGUUCAAAGAGAUUUCAACUUUUUAAGUAAUUUGAAGAGGAAGAUUGAGUUGGAUAAAAAUGAUGCAUUUCUUAAAAAUAAGAAAACUUUGCUUGGUAACAAGAGGGCCAGGUAUGAUGGAGAGAUACAAAGAAUUAUUAGGAGAGGAGUGAACUGUCUUUUACUUCCUAGGGGUAUGCAGCGGUCUCAAAGGAAUCGUAGUAAGUGGGAUAAACCGUUGGAUACUUUUGUAUGGUCGAUCGAAUGGAUACUUUGUCCACCUCGAGAUAAAUUGGGUGAAGAAGAAACUUUCGAGCAUAUAAGUCAUAGAGUGAAAGAGACGGAUGGGCUUCUAGAUGGAAUAAGCAAUGUGGUGUACGAUAAGUGUUGUAGCAUAUUUAGCAUUGAAAAUCAAAAAGAGGACAUUGAAAUAAAGGAAACUAAAGCAGAAAAAUCUGGGAAGUUGCUAUCAGCUGGUGUCAAAUUCUAUAUGAAAUACUUCCCACAGAAUGCUAUUCAAGUCAUGGACACGAAGGAGUUAGUAGAACUGGACAUUUCCUCCAAAUGCAUUGCUGAAUUGUUCCGUAAUAAGACAGUCAUUGAAUUUCCAACGAUAUACGUUGCUAAAGAUGAGCAAGAUUUGCCGCAGCCUUACAAAGUGGUUCAAGAGCCCCGACUUCCUGAUCUGAUAGUCAGAUCAAAACCAUUCAAUCAUGCGGAAGAAAACAACGACGACGAUGACGGCGACAAUGCUGCUCCAGAAGAAUCUACAACGAAGCCAGUAACAGAAGGACAACAACCACAUAUUUCAAUCCCUCAGAAGCAGGUUUCUGAGGACAGUGACGACGAUUACGAUCCCACAGCAUCAUUCAAGCUGUAG
Molecule: messenger RNA, 1056 nt
Organism: Kazachstania africana CBS 2517
Lineage: Eukaryota; Fungi; Ascomycota; Saccharomycetes; Saccharomycetales; Saccharomycetaceae
Gene: BCD1
Product: Bcd1p
Exons: 1
Coding region: 1-1056 (351 amino acids)
Biological process (GO): box C/D snoRNP assembly; snoRNA localization; maturation of LSU-rRNA from tricistronic rRNA transcript (SSU-rRNA, 5.8S rRNA, LSU-rRNA)
Cellular component (GO): nucleus; pre-snoRNP complex
Source: RefSeq, a predicted model, not a curated record